Messenger RNA from Mesorhabditis spiculigera, 1344 nucleotides. Lineage: Eukaryota; Metazoa; Nematoda; Chromadorea; Rhabditida; Rhabditidae. The record is from the annotation of a GenBank genome assembly.
AUGCGCGAGAUCGUCCACGUUCAGGCCGGCCAGUGCGGAAACCAGAUCGGCGCCAAGUUCUGGGAGGUCAUCUCCGACGAGCACGGCAUCCAGCCCGACGGUUCCUACAAGGGCGAGUCGGAUCUGCAGCUCGAGCGCAUCAACGUCUACUACAAUGAGGCCAGCGGUGGCAAGUAUGUUCCCCGCGCCGUCCUCGUCGAUCUCGAGCCGGGAACCAUGGACUCUGUGCGCUCCGGGCCAUACGGGCAAAUCUUCCGCCCCGACAACUUCGUCUUCGGGCAGUCGGGCGCUGGCAACAACUGGGCCAAGGGACACUACACCGAGGGAGCCGAGCUCGUCGACAACGUCCUCGACGUCGUGCGCAAGGAGGCUGAAGGCUGUGACUGCCUGCAAGGCUUCCAGCUCACCCACUCCCUUGGAGGAGGAACCGGUUCCGGAAUGGGCACCCUCCUGAUCUCCAAGAUCCGUGAGGAGUACCCCGACCGUAUCAUGUCCUCCUUCUCGGUUGUGCCUUCACCAAAGGUCUCCGACACUGUCGUCGAGCCAUACAACGCCACCCUCUCUGUGCACCAGCUCGUCGAGAAUACCGACGAGACGUUCUGCAUCGACAACGAGGCCCUAUACGACAUUUGCUUCCGUACCCUGAAGCUCACCAACCCCACUUAUGGCGAUCUCAACCAUUUGGUCUCGAUGACGAUGUCCGGCGUCACUACUUGCCUCCGCUUCCCUGGACAACUCAAUGCCGAUCUCCGCAAACUCGCCGUCAACAUGGUGCCCUUCCCUCGCCUCCAUUUCUUCAUGCCCGGCUUCGCCCCGCUCUCCGCCAAGGGCACCGCCCAGUACAAGGCUCUCACCGUCGCCGAACUGACGCAGCAGAUGUUCGACGCCAAGAACAUGAUGGCUGCCUGCGACCCUCGCCACGGGCGCUACCUCACCGUCGCUGCCAUGUUCCGCGGAAAAAUGAGCAUGCGCGAGGUUGACGACCAGAUGCUCUCGGUGCAAAACAAGAACUCGUCCUACUUCGUGGAAUGGAUCCCGAACAACGUCAAGACGGCCGUGUGUGACAUCCCACCCCGAGGGCUUAAGAUGGCCGCCACCUUCGUCGGAAACUCCACCGCCAUCCAAGAGCUGUUCAAGCGCAUCAGCGAACAAUUUACCGCCAUGUUCCGUCGCAAGGCCUUCCUCCAUUGGUACACGGGCGAGGGCAUGGACGAGAUGGAGUUCACCGAGGCCGAGUCGAACAUGAACGAUCUGGUCUCCGAAUACCAGCAAUACCAGGAGGCCACCGCCGACGACGAGGGCGAAUUCGAGGGAGACAACACCACCGGCGCCCAAGAUUAUGAA